Messenger RNA from Emericellopsis cladophorae, 1107 nucleotides. RefSeq names its product sphinganine C4-monooxygenase. Gene Ontology annotation, molecular function: oxidoreductase activity; iron ion binding. Bases 1 to 1107 code for a protein of 368 amino acids. The transcript has 2 exons. Lineage: Eukaryota; Fungi; Ascomycota; Sordariomycetes; Hypocreales; Bionectriaceae. The record is from RefSeq and is a predicted model, not a curated record. Gene Ontology annotation, biological process: lipid biosynthetic process.
AUGGUGAACGACUCGAUGAGCAGCCCCAACAUGGCCGCCAACCAUUCUCUAUUCGAUACCAGCCUUCCGCCGCUGCCAGACUAUGAGCUCACUCUGCAGUCCGACAUGCUACUUUUCAUAUCGGACUUCUGGCUCAAUCUCAUCGCACCCAUCAUUGUGUACUGGACCAUGUCCAUGAUGUUCCACCUCGUCGAUACCCUAGACCUCUUCCCACAAUAUCGCCUCCAUACGCCAGAGGAAAUAACAAAGAGGAAUCACGUCUCGCGAUACGAGGUCUUGCGCGAUGUCAUCAUUCAACACAUCAUCCAGGUUUUGGGCGGCGCUGUGCUCUCGUUGACUGAGCCGCCUGAGAUGACCGGCAAGGAUGAGUACAACGUUGCCGUCUGGGCGACCCGCCUGAGGCUGUCUCAGCGCAUCCUGCCUGGCCUUCUGAGUCUCGUUGGACUCAAUGCGACGGCAAUCUCCAAGAACAUGGCUACGUCACACCCCAUCUUGGCUGGCGCAUUGGCUGGAGGAUACUACCCCUUCCUGACCACGGACGCACACGUGCCAUCGUUCGCGCCUUGGGAGUUGAUGUUUGCCAAAUUCAUCUACUGGGUAGCAAUCCCAGCUGUCCAGCUAUUCAUAGGAGUUGCUUUCUUGGACACCUGGCAGUAUUUUCUCCACCGUCUCAUGCACAUGAACAAGUGGAUGUACACUACCUUCCACUCGCGUCACCAUCGUCUCUACGUGCCCUAUGCCUACGGCGCUCUGUACAACCACCCGUUUGAGGGCUUCCUGUUGGACACACUGGGCGCCGCCAUUGCUUUCAAAAUCGCCGGCAUGACCCUGCGUCAGGGCAUGUUCUUCUUCUGCUUCUCCUCGAUGAAGACCGUUGACGACCACUGCGGCUAUGCGUUCCCUUGGGACCCAUUGCAGGCUAUUACUAGCAACAAUGCUGCAUACCACGACAUCCACCACCAGACAUGGGGUAUCAAGACGAACUUUUCGCAGCCUUGGUUCACCUUCUGGGACGGCCUGCUCGGGACCAAGUACGAGGGCAAGCGGACAGACCGCUUGGCGGACAAGAAGCGCGAGCAGGAAAAGGCGGCGGCUAGGGCGAAAUGA